AUGACUGUGAGAUUAGCUGGGAAAGGUAAUGCAAAUAUUCUGAUUGAUUAUGAAGAUCCAGUUUGGCUAUAUAGAUGUUGUAUAAAAUAUCCAGACUCUAUUCAGAAGUGUAAUGAAUAUACAUACAAUAAUAUUCAAUUCAUAAAUACUCGCAUGAUACCUCUAUUAAAAGAUUUAGUGUGUCCUAUGACGUUGGUCAAUGUCCCUGCAAAAGAAAUUUAUAACAUUUAUAAAGAUUAUGUGGAUGUUAAUUGUGCAGAUUCUGAUAUAAUUGCUUGUUUGAGAAUACCAAAUUUAAGACCUUCAAAGAAAUAUUCAAUUAGAGUGCAAUCGGAUCAUCUAACUAAAAUAUAUACAACAAAAGACAAUCACUCAGUACUGUUGGAGAUUAAACCUAAAUGGUUACAUAACCCGACACCUUAUUGCAGAAACUGUACUGAUAAUUCAAGGAAAAAUAGAAAUAUCAAAUAUUGUUAUUCGGAAUUACUUCAGGAUAUUAAUCAAAUGAGAUUAAUUAUCGAAACUGAAAGAAAAUUGAAAAUUCCUCAGCAAUUUAUUGAAAUAAUCACAAAAUAUUUCAUUGAUAAGGAAAAUGUCUUACAAAAACUUCAUGAUAUUCAAAAAUCACUACAUUGCGAUGAUGGAUUCAAGACUCCAUCUCAGGAUAAUAAAGACAUAAAUGAUAUACAAACCUUGAUGACAUUAAGAGACGUAUCAUGUUUUAUUGAGUGGGAUCAAACUAUGUUAUCAAUUACUGAUCUAAAAGUAAAUGUCGUAGACGUCGACUUAAAGAGUAUAGAUAAAAUGACAUAUUGGAAAAAUACCCAAUCAAUACUAGACAAAUACCAAUUAAAGGUUGUCCAUUAA
Molecule: messenger RNA, 867 nt
Organism: Maudiozyma barnettii
Lineage: Eukaryota; Fungi; Ascomycota; Saccharomycetes; Saccharomycetales; Saccharomycetaceae
Gene: IPK1
Product: inositol pentakisphosphate 2-kinase
Exons: 1
Coding region: 1-867 (288 amino acids)
Biological process (GO): inositol phosphate biosynthetic process
Cellular component (GO): nucleus
Molecular function (GO): ATP binding; inositol-1,3,4,5,6-pentakisphosphate 2-kinase activity
Source: RefSeq, a predicted model, not a curated record